AUGGAAGUGGCUGUGAUGGUGCCGCCGGACAUGAUGAGCUAUCCUGGAAAAGCGGAGGUCCGAGUGAUUUAUGGGGAGGACAUGGUCCUCGGAUGCAUGGUCGCCUUCCUGACCGAGUACGAGAAGAUGUUCCGCGAGAAGCCUGGUUCCAAGGACAGCUUUUGGCUAAUGCCAGUUCAGGACUUGACCGAGCGUGUCAAAGAGUGGAUCGUGGCCUUUACAUCCAUGCCUUUGAAGUGGUAUGUGUGUCCGUCCGAGUCUGCCGUCAUGCUUACCACCUUCCGCAUGGACGAAGCCCUCAAAAGCAAAGCCUCAAUGAAGUUGACGUUCACGGCCGCGGCCGCAAAGGUCAUGUACACCAAGGAAGUCUUGUUGAGGGAGGGCAUAGUGAAGGGCGACCAAGCCUUGGUGGAAUGGUUCAGGCAGGUGAAGACGACCGACACAGACGAGAUGGGUGGCAAGGCCGAGGACAAGAAGGAAGCGUCCGAGGGACCAUACUCGGCGUCCGCGCUGAAGUGCAUGAGCGUUUUCGCGGAUGAAGUGUUGUCCUGCGAUUCCUUGAAGCUGGAGUUCGAGCGCGUGGAAGCGAUGUGCUUGGGCAAGGAGGGGCCCGUGUCGGGCUGGACCAAGGUGGACAAGAUGAUGACCUGCGUCCGAGGACGAAGGGAUUACUACCGGUUCAUCGUCCGAAGCAUCCGAAGCGGCAUUCUCAAGGGCCACUUCUCAACUGUCAUGGGCAAGGACAUUCUUGUCGGCGGCCGAGGAAAGGUGGGCCUUUGGGAGACGCUGUGCUGGCGGUACAGCUACAUGAAGGAACUCAUCUUGAAGUGCAUCGCGGCGCCCGAGUCGCAGCAGCAGGCACGAAGCGCGGUUCUGGACCCGGAGAAGCACGACGAGACAUAUGCCGGAUCUUGCGUUUGGAUGGCGGCCGAGAAGAAGUCGGUCCAGAUGGUGUUGGACCUGAUGCACGAGAUUCAGGGCGGUGAGUUCGAUGCGAGCCUUCGUGGACUGGCGAAAAACCAGCCCGGCGCCUCGGUGACCGACAUGCUCAGCUAUGGCUCUUUCGCCGAUGUCAUGACCAAGAUUGAGGAGCAAAAGAACAAGGACUUCCCGCCCACGGCGCUUAAUAUCCUCAGUCUGUUUACCAGCGAUGGUGGUGAUGGCGGUGCUGAGUCGAGUGCAAAUCUCCAGCCGAUGUCCGAGGCCGCAGAGCUCAAAGAAAAGCUGCUAUCCAUGGCGAAGGCCAAGACGGCCAAGCUUUUCGAGCUGCUGACGCCCCCAGCAAUGAGCUCGCCCGAGUCCAUUGCCAAGAUCUUCACCCAGACCGUCACCGCAAAGGCCGAGUUGAAGAAGAACACGACAGGCGUGAUCUUCGUGAAUCCGAAGAUGUGGACCGAGAGUAAGACGAGGGCUUACGCGACUUUCCCUCCGAGUCUUGGCUGGCAUGAAGCGAAUACUGGCGUUGUCUGA
This is a messenger RNA of Symbiodinium sp. CCMP2592, 1470 nucleotides long. NCBI's taxonomy places the organism in Eukaryota, Dinophyceae, Suessiales, Symbiodiniaceae. The record is from the annotation of a GenBank genome assembly.